AAAACAAAAUGGAGGUUUCUCCAGGAAGGGAUGGAAUGACCUUUACUUUAGUGAUUUUCUGACACUCCUUGACCACUGAAGUCUUAUCGGUGAAAAUGGGGAAACUUAAAUGCUUCGAGAUUGUAUUCCCGGACCAGCGAUCCGUGUUUCACCCAGGCGAGUGCGUUAACGGGCAGGUUGUAGUGGAACUGAAAGGCGAUAUGAAAAUGAGGUCAUUGCGAGUGUUCAUGCGAGGGGUUGCUAAAGUUCACUGGACGGAAUCGCGAAGUACGGGAAGCAGAUUGGGGUCGUAUACGGAACAUUACAAUGCUGAGGUGGAGUAUUUCUUCAAACGACAAGUUCUUUUUGGUGGAGAAGUUUCUGAUGGACGAGACACACUGACAGAGGGCCGCCAUGAAUUUAACUUUGCUUUUGAGCUUCCAAUGGGUGGUAUUUCCACCUCGUUUGAAGGCAAGCACGGAAGUGUGCGGUACUGGCUGAAAGCAGAGAUGGACAAGCCAUGGUCCUUCAACCACAAGACGAAGAAAGCCUUCACUGUCAUCAGUCCCAUCGAUAUAAACAGACCAGAGUACCAGACCCAAGUGGAGAGCAGUGUUGAGAAGACUCUGUGCUGUUGGCUGUGCAUGUCAGGGCCAAUCUCCAUCACAGCCCGCACCGAUCGCCGAGGUUACUGCCCAGGGGAAUCAAUAGCAAUAUCGGCAGAGUUUGACAACCAUUCUUCACGAACUGUUAUUCCGUAUGCCACCCUAUACCAAACACAAGCAUUCUUUGCUAGCGGGAAGUCUCGAGUUAGGCGGACUAAGUUCACCGUUUUGACUGGUUUGCCUGUUGCACCUGGCAACCGAGGGAGCUGGGAUAGCCAGUUGUUGAAGAUACCAGCAGUUUCGCCAUCAAUCAUGAAUUGUUGUGUGAUGAAAGUAGACUACUUUGUAAAGGUUGCACUGCAUAUUCCCGGUGCCUACAACCUGACAAUGCAUCUACCUAUCGUCAUCGGGACAGUUCCGUACCGCCGAGCACAGUCUUACCGCUUCACCGAGUCCCGAUUCUAUCGAGAAACCCAGGCCCAGUUUGCCAUGGACUUCCUCCCUGUCCCUCCGCCAUACAGAGAAACAAUCACACCGCCGCCUCCAUUUGAAGACCCACCAACCUAUGCUGAAAGUAUUGGUGGUGCAGUCAACCUCUGUGAUGACGAGGACGACGAACCCGGCUCCAACAUGGGAGACCUCACGUUCACACCCAUGUACACGUACGUGUACGACUACCGCCCCCCACCAGCGUACUCAGAGGUACAGACGGAUCCCAACCCAUUGUCCCACCUGGAGAACAUAAGCCUCGAUCCCAGUUAACCCCUCGCUGUGGUCUUAGUGGGUUCCAUCUCCUCACGCUUGUGGCUGGACAAUUUGACCUUCACACACGAGCACAGAUCCAAGGGAGAGAACUUGGGUCUUGAAGGCUGCAGCAUGGUGUGGAAGCGGAAGGAUCGCACAGCACACAUGCACUUUCGAAGACAGCAGGCAUGGUUCCUUAUUUCUGUGGGUGUCCAUGUUUCUGAGUCAUGACACUUAUGUGGCUGUGUAAUGUUGAUACCCUAUAGAAAAGGGAUAUUAUACACUAUUACUAUAGUUAUUCAGUUGUGGAUAUAGUGCCAAACAUGACCAGUUGAUUCUAAUAUCAUACACAUGCAAUGGUGUAGUGUGUUGCUAAUGUAGACGACAUCGUUAGAAUCACAUCUUUAGAUGACCAAUGCUUGCUUGUCUCGUAGCCUUAUAUUUGCACAAAGACAUUACAGUCUGCAAGGAGCUUCUAUCUAUUAUAUAUGCUUUGUAAUAUAUUGUUUCCCAGUUGAAAUAUUAAUUUAUAAAAAAAAUCAAAUGUUUUAAAUUAAUAUUGAAAAAAUAUUUAGAUUUUCUUGCUGCUUUGGAUACUUAUAACAACAUCCCAGUGUUAAGAUGUAUGAAGAGUUUGGACUCUUUAGUCAGUAACAUGAGUUUGAGAAAAGAAAAGAAAAGAAUCUACAUGUAUCAAAGUGAAUU
Messenger RNA from Haliotis rufescens (red abalone), 2033 nucleotides. RefSeq names its product arrestin domain-containing protein 3-like. The coding region runs from base 96 to 1346 and encodes 416 amino acids. Gene Ontology annotation, cellular component: cytoplasm. The record is from RefSeq and is a predicted model, not a curated record. Gene Ontology annotation, biological process: protein transport. The transcript has 8 exons. NCBI's taxonomy places the organism in Eukaryota, Metazoa, Mollusca, Gastropoda, Lepetellida, Haliotidae.